AAAAUCACCCUGCACUUCUUCACAUGAAGCAGUGAGAACCAGUGACUGAAGGAGAACUUGAGGCUGGAGCGGAGCAGGUGAAGAGGUUCAGCUGCUCUACACACAGUUCUCUUGAAGAUGGAGGAGCAUCAGUCGAGACGAUUAACUGCACUGACAGGACUUUUACUCUUACAUAUAACAGGAUGUGUGUUACAGGAGGUAUCUGGACGCUGCAGUGUGUUCGGUCGUCAGCACAUUCACACAUUUGAUGGAGUAAUUUAUGAAUUUGCUGGUGAUUGCAGUUACAUGCUGGCUGGAGACUGUCAGAGCAGAAGGUUUUCAAUCCUGGGUGAUUUUUCACAGGGCAUCAGGAAAGGAGUGAGUGUGUUCCUCGGUGAAGUGUUUGAAUUGAAUUUGUCUGUAGAUGGCACUCUAACACAACAAGGAGAGAGGCUCCAGCUGCCCUAUGCCUCCAACUCGGUGUUUGCGGGUUAUGAACUGGGCAGUGUGCAUUUGUGGAGCGACGAGUUUGGCUUUUCUGUGCACAUCGACCCGACUCACAACAUCCAGAUCAAACUCAGCAAACAGAACCAGAACCGGACCUGCGGCCUGUGUGGGAACUUUAACUCUGCCCCCGGUGACGACUACACAGCACAAGAGGGUUUUCUGACAGACAACUCAUAUGACUUUGCCAAUUCCUGGGCUCUUAAUGGAGCAGCAAAAGUGUGUAAACGAGUCAGACCUCCAUCUCAGACCUGUAACACCACGAAAAGCUCAGCACAGUUAAUGUCUCGGUGUGAGGUUCUGCGAACCUCUGCAGUGUUUCUGCGCUGUAACCACCUGGUAGAUGUAGAUGCGUUCUUGUCGGUGUGUGAGUCGGAUGUGUGUCAUUGUGGGGACGGUGAGGAGUGUGUGUGCCACGCCCUGCUGGAGUACGCUCGCACCUGCGCCAGUCACGGACUCGUCCUGCAUGGCUGGCACUCCCAGAGCCAAUGCACUCCGAAGUGUCCAGUAGGAAUGCAGUACACUGAAUGUGCUCAGCCGUGUUCCACUUCCUGUCAGAGCCUCAACAUCCAUGAGCUCUGCAGAGACGAGUGUGUAGACGGCUGCACCUGUGCAGUGGGUAAGGUGCUGGAUCGAGAGCAGUGUGUUGAUGUUUCUCAGUGUUCAUGUCAGCACUCAGGGAAACGCUUUCCUCCUGGAUCCACUGUCUCACAGGACUGCAACACAUGUGUGUGUCGUCAUGGAUCAUGGGAGUGCACCAACGAGGAAUGUCCAGGACAGUGUGUGGUUACAGGACAGUCCCACUUUAAGACGUUUGAUGAUAAAUUCUUCACCUUCAGUGGAAUCUGUCAGUAUUUGUUGGCUAAAGAUUGUCAGAGUAAAACUUUCUCGGUCCUCAUCGACACUGUGCAGUGUGCAGAUGACCCGGAUGCAGUGUGCACACGUUCAGUCACCUUAAAGCUCCACGAUCUGGCCAAUCAGACGUUCAGGUUGAAGCAUGGGGGCGUGGUCUCUGUUGACGGCAUCGAUGUUCAAACUCCAUUAAUUAAUGGACGACUGCGUGUCCAGAGGACAGUGAUGUCAUCAGUACGGUUGAACUUUGGAGAUGAUCUCCAGCUGGAUUGGGAUGGUCAUGGGCGUGUGCAGCUCCGACUAAAUCCAGCCUAUGCAGGGAAAACGUGUGGUUUGUGUGGUAACUAUAAUGGUAACCAAGGAGACGACUUCCUGACGGUGGGUGGAGUGGUGGAGACCCGAGUGGAGGGUUUUGGGAAUGCGUGGAAAAUGAACGCUGAGUGUGACAACAUCCAGAAACAAUCCACUGAUCCAUGCAGCUUAAACCCGAAGAGAGUGUACUUUGCGGAGGAGUCGUGUGCAGUGAUGCUCUCAGUUCAUUUUGAAGCGUGUCAUCACAAAGUGAACCCGAGUCCGUACGUAAAGAAUUGCCGGUAUGACGUGUGCUCCUGCGCAGACGGACCUGAGUGCCUGUGUGCAGCCGUCAGCAGCUACGCAGCCGCAUGCGCAGCCCGGGGAGUGCUGAUCGACUGGAGGGGUCAGGGAAACUGCGAGUUGACAUGUCCAGGUGAUCAGGUGUACAAGGUGUGUGAUAUGUGUAAUCAGACGUGUCACUCUCUCUCUGUCCCGGACACGGAGUGUGUGAGUGUGUGUGAUGAGGGAUGUUUCUGCCCACUGGGUUUGUACCUGAGCGACUCGGGCGAGUGUGUGUCACCUGAUCACUGCUCCUGUCACCACCACGGAGAGAUCUACCAACCUAACGACAUGUUCGCCGAUCACAACUCCAUUUGUUACUGUGAGUUCGGCUCCAUGCGCUGCAGCUCCAGUGAUCUCGCUCCCUCUAUGCUGUCAGAUCUUUUCUUUGAUGAACCUGCACCUUCUCGAGAGCGACGCUCUGUCUCCUGUCCUGUCCCGCUCCACAGGGUCGAGUGUGAGAGUUCGAAGGAUGUCGGCAUUGAGUGCGCAAAAACAUGUCAGAACUUAGACCUGGAGUGUGUGAGCCAGAGCUGUAUUUCUGGCUGUGUGUGUCCAGCUGGGACGGUUCGUUACAGGAGAGACUGCAUUCCUCCAGACCAGUGUCCCUGUUUCCAUAACAACCACCCUUAUGCUCCGGGGCAGAGCAUUAACAUCGACUGUAAUACCUGUGUUUGUGAAGGCCGGCAGUGGAAGUGCACUGAGAGAGUGUGUGACGGUGUGUGUCGCACUGUCGGAGAGUCCAACUACAUCAGCUACGAUGGACUGAAAUUUUCGUUCCCAGGACGCUGUCAGUACGUUCUCGCUCAGGAUUAUUGUAACGGUGUGGACGGAACAUUCUGGCUGCUGGUGGAAAACACGGCGUGUGGGGUCAUCGGUCACCGGUGCAGUAAAAGCAUCAGUGUGUUUUACAUGGGAGGACUGAUCACUAUGGAGAAAGGAGAGGUGAGGAUGAGGAAGCCGGUGAUGAAGGAGACAGAGGUUGAGAUGGUACGGUCUGGAUUGUACUACACUGUGCUGCUGGGGAAACACAUUUCUAUCACCUGGGACAUGGGAACUCGAAUUAUACUGCAGAUCAGCAGUGUGUACAGGAAUAAAGUCUGUGGUUUGUGUGGGAAUUUUGAUGGCAGUCCGAAUAAUGACCUGGUGAGCAGUAAUAACCAGAUGGAGGUGAAUCCUGUAGAUUUUGGAAACUCAUGGAAGGUUCGACCGAGCUGCGCCGACGCUGUCCAGGUCCCAUCUGAGUGCAACACUGAUAUGCUGAAGCUAGUGACAGUAGAGCAGUCGUGUCGUGUGCUCAGCAGCGACAUCUUCAGGGAGUGUAACAGCGUGGUGGACUCUGAACCUUUCUGGGAGAUCUGCACUCAGGACACGUGUUCGUGUUCGUCUGUGGGAGACUGCGCUUGUUUCUGUGAUGUCAUUGCUGCCUACGCUCAUGAGUGCGCUCAAAAGGGUGUGAUAGUGGACUGGAGGUCCAACGAUCUGUGCCCUCUGAGCUGUGAGGAGUUGAAUAAGGACGCAGGUCUGGAGUGUGAGUGGCGCUUUAAUGCCUGUGGAAACGCCUGUCCUGUAACCUGUCAGCAUCCAGAACCCUUAACCUGCCCCAGCAACUGUGUGGAGGGCUGCCAUGCUUCCUGUCCACCAGGUCAGAUCUUAGAUGAGGUUCUUCAGCGCUGUGUCGAUCCAUCGCAAUGUCAAGUGUGCAUGCAUGGUGGAGAACGAAUUUCACACGGAAAGCAAAUCAUUCUCAAUCAUGAUGACCCCCAUCUCUGUCAGAUAUGUAACUGUGAGGAGAACACGCUAACGUGUGGUCCAUGUCCUCUGUCUGGCCCCACCUCCACACUGAGCCCUGUUACUGGUUUGGCCACUACCACACCGUUUCCCUUCUCUACUCCAGUCCCCGAGGACGCCUGUGACAGAGCAAUGGACCUGGCCUUCCUGGUGGACGGCUCUUCAUCUCUCAGUGAGGCAGAUUUCAACCUGGUAAAGCUCUUCAUCUUGGGUGUGGUGGAUCGUUUCCGGAUGGGCUCGGCACAUACCCGGGCCACGGUGCUCCUCUUCCACUCUGGAGUGAAGAGCUACGAUAUGCAGGUACAAAAGUGGAUCUUUAAGAAAACUGUGCGUGAUAUGCACUACAGCGGUGGUGACGUCGCCUUCAUGGACGAAGCCAUCAAGUAUCUGUCUGUUUACAUUUAUGACAAAAACAAGCGAGAACAUGCUGGUCGGGUCGCUAUUUUGUUGACGGCCAGUAAAAACCCUCGGCCAAUGCGCACCACUCAGCGUCUGCUGAAGAAGAAAGACAUCACCAUUCUCACCAUCGCUUUGGGGCCUGAUGUCAACCUGGCACAGGUCAAUGAAAUUACAAAAGCCACACCAAGCAGUCGGUUGUAUGUUCUGAGCAGCGCAGAAGAGCUGGAGAACCAAGCUUUUGAGAUAAUAGAUUACCUCUGCACCUUGGGGCUGGACCCUGAACCUCCAAAGAAACCAGCCAUUCAGAAACCAAAGACAACUUCUUCCACUACCACCACUACCACCACAAGUCCUGUAGCAACUUGGUUUAGCACUGCUCCUGCCACCGUUCCUCCAUCUGCCACUAUUAUGACUCCGUUUCCCAGCAUCCUCAGUCCUGGAAGUACUUUUCCUCCUCCUAGCGUAACCUAUCAUGACAUCACCAUCCUUCUAGAGGGGUCAAAUAGUGUCGGAGAAGAUAGUUUUAACCGCACCCGAGAUGCCCUGGUGGACAUCCUGGCCUCAUUCGAACAGCAAGAGAAGGAGAAAUACCGUGUCACAGUGAUGCAGUAUUCUUACACCGUUACCGUGGAGAUCAGCCGAAUGGAGUUGCAGCAACGAGAGCUCCUUCUGCACCGCCUGCAGCAGAUCCACUUCAGAGGUGGUGAGCAAAUCAACACGGGGCAUGCCGUACGCUCCGUCUACGAGUCCAUCACCACCACCGACACGCCAAGUCGCUCUCCUGACCAGAUGGUGUUUCUUAUAACCCAAAAUCCACCCACUGAUGUCAUCCAGAGGCCACCAAGCUCCACCCACACGCAGAUAUUCCCCAUCGGGAUUGGUCCACAUGUACGUGACGUGGAUCUUCAAACUCUAAGUUUCCCUCAUGCACCAAUCAUGGUGAAUAAUACAGAGCAGUUUAGGACACUGGGACCCCUGCUGGUCAACAUCAGUAGGACACGAAAAGGACCGUUUACACCUGUACUGCCACCCAGAGCCACACUGCCCCCUGCAGUACCCUGCUCAAAGCCUAUGGAUGUCAUAUUUCUGCUCAGAGCCACUUUAAGUAAACAAUUUGAGGAUCUGAAAACAUUUGUGAAGUCCAUAAUAAGGAAAACUCAUAUCGGCCGUAGUGGAACUCAGGUAGCGGUGAUCCUGUACGGAGAGAAACCUGUAGAGGCUGUGAGCUGGAGAGAUGGACAGAGCGCAGAAAACCUUCUUCAGCUGGUGGAUAAAUUACAGAACAAAGCAGAUACUUCAUCAAAACUGGGUGCUGCAUUGCGAUUGGCUGUUCAGAAUUCCAUUUCCUCAACAAGUGGGGCUCGGAUGGGCGUGGCCAAGGUGGUAGUGAUGCUGGUGACUGACAGGUCAAUGGACUCAGUGCAGGAACCUUCACACGAUGCUCUUACUGCUGGUGUUUCAGUUUUCCCCAUUGGAGUGGGUAAGCAGUACGACAAUAAUGAGCUGAUCAUGCUCGCUGGCCCACACACACAGGCAAACAUCAUAGAACUGAGGAGCACUGAAGAUCUUCUCGCCAUGGAUAUGCUGGACCAAACGUUCACCGACAAACUCUGCAGGGCUGGUCCUCCAGGAGUGUGUGUGGAUGAUGAUGGAAAGGAGAGGAAGACGUGGUUGUUAGCAGAUGGCUGUCACUCGUUGCUCUGUAACCCAUCAGGGGUUGUGACGCUGCAGAGCCACAGAGUGAACUGUGAGAGACUUGAACCUCCGACCUGCAAAAACAAUCUCCAUGCUAUAAUCAACCAGACCUGCGGCUGUACCUGGGCCUGCCCCUGUAUGUGUAUUGGCAGCUCCACCAGUCACGUGGUGUCGUUUGGGGGCGUGGCUUUGAAACUGAAAGGUGCUUGUUCCUAUAUGCUGCUUCGGACUGGAGGGGUGGAGCUACUGCUUAACACAACCAAGUGUCGGGACUCGCCCAAUCAGAUCUGCAUGAAGAGCCUUGAACUGAGAGAAGGUGGAGUUCACGUGGUGCUGGGAGAUGAUAUGAAGGUGACAGUAGACGGUGUAGUUACUCCAGUACCCUUCAGACGAGGAAGUGUAGCUGUCACCCAGAUUGGAUCUAUGCUUCAUCAGCUCCGCUCGGAGACGCACGGCUUCACCCUGAGCUUCACUCCUCACAGCAACGAGUUUACUAUCAACCUUGAUAUCACCAUGACAACCAGCACCACCGGCAUCUGCGGUUCCUGCUCAGAUGAUCAGACUGACCUUCUGCUCCCUGACGGUUCCGUGAGCUCCGAUUCAGAUGCGUUCCUACGCGGCUGGGCUCUGGAUGAGUGUGAGGACAGUGUGCCGGAUGAGUGUGAGGUGGGCGUGGCUCAGAGCUGCCAGCUGUUAGCCUCGGAGGUGUUCAGCGAGUGCCAUAAUCUGGUUCCACCUCAGGAUUAUAUAACGAUGUGCAGGCAGGUGGCGUGUCACCCCGCCAUGGUGUGUGAUCUGCUCGCCGCCUACAGCAGUGUGUGUCGGCAGCAGGGAGUGUGUGUGCACUGGAGAACCCCCGACUUGUGUCCCAUGACUUGCUCGAAGUACAUGGAAUACGAUGCGUGUCGAACAGGGUGUGUAGAGCAGUGUGGCCACGCCCAGUCCCCUCUAGGGGAUGUUUAUUUGAGGGGAGAUGGAAUAGGGGGUGGAGCCCAGUGUUGGACCACGCCCACCGAGGGCUGUUUCUGUCCUGCUGGUAUGGUACUCAGAGGGGAGGAGUGUGUUAGCCAAGAGGCCUGCAAUCAGUGUGUGGACAACAAUGGACAAGUCCAUAAGUACAUGGACAGCUGGACUCCGGAUGAUAACCCGUGUUUGCUGUGUUUGUGUUUAGACCAACAGCUAAUAAACUGUACAGCUCUGCCAUGCACUAACGCUAAAGCCCCUGUGUGUGGAGUGUGUGAGACCUUGGUGGAGAAGAAGGAGUCAAAGUGCUGCCCGGAGUAUGAAUGUGUAUGUGACACUGUUAACUGUAAGGUCUCGGCUCCUCUAAGAUGUGAAAAUGGUCUGACUUCAGUCCUGAUGAACCCGGGAGAGUGCGUGCCUGUCUAUGAAUGUGUCUGUAGAAAAGAACAAUGCUCUGCAUCCAGGCCCUCAUGUCCCGCCCACAAAAAGCUGUCCAUCAAACAGACCGACUGCUGUGAUUCGUUUGAAUGUGUGUGUGACUGUCAGAACUCCACCCGAGUUUGUCCUCCUGGUUACAUUACCAAGGAGAUGACCAAUGAGUGUGGCUGUGUGGAGGUCACAUGUCUGCCUGAUAAAGUGUGUGUGGUGGACGGUGUGGUGUACCAGAAGGGAAAUAAGUGGGAGGAGAAGUGUAAGAUGUGUGAGUGUGCAGAACAGACAGACAGAAUGACCGGGCUGCACAUAGUACAAUGUGAGGAUCCUGUCUGCAACCAGAUCUGUCCUCUGGGUUCUACAUAUUCCCAUGCAGAGGGAGAGUGCUGUGGUCACUGUCGUAAAAACGCUUGUGUUGUGAAGGAUGCAAAAUAUGGAGAACGACUAAGACGGGUGGGAGAGAGCUGGGUGUCUCCUGAAAAUCAGUGUAUGUUGAGUGAGUGUGUCCAAGUGAAUGAGGAGGUCUUCGUUCAGUACACCAAUGUUUCCUGUCGUAUCAUGGACAUGCCUUCCUGCCCCCUGGGGACCGAACUGCAGUGUAACACUGCUGACAACUGCUGCCCCACCUGCCAAUGCGUGCCAGUGGACGCCUGUGUGAUGAAUCAGACACUCAUUGGAGUUGGUGAGAGAGUGAUAAUGGAUGCAUGUACAAACUGUAAGUGUGUUAUUGAGCGAGGAAAAUAUCACCUGGCCUGCAGGAAGAUGAGCUGUUCACCAUGUUCAGAGGGAUAUGCUCACGAGCCUAUACCUGGAUCCUGUUGUGGACGUUGUGUAGCUUCAGCCUGCAGCAUCCAGCGACCUAAUGGACAGUUAAUCAGCCUCCAAGUGAACACUACUCGUGAAGAUGGCUGCACCAAACACACAUGUAGUGUAAAUGAGAAUGGAGAGCUGGUGCUGGAGACUGUAGUGACCACGUGUCCUCCUCUGGACCGAGCCAGCUGUCUGGAUCAUGGGGGUAAAAUCAGUCGGAUCGGACAGAGCUGCUGUGAGAUGUGUACGGAGCCUGAGUGCAGGAGGAGGGUGGGUGUGUUGGAUUUUAUCAGGGUUGAUGAUUGUCAGUCGGAGGAGAAACUGGAGCUGAGUUACUGUGAGGGCCGGUGCAGCAGCAAGUCUGUGUAUUCUGCAGAGAAGAAGCGAGUGGAGAACCAGUGUGUGUGCUGUAGUGCUACAGGAACUUUACCUCUGAGUGUUUCUCUGCGCUGUCCUAACGGCACACAAACACACAACCAAGUCCUUACCGUUACCGGCUGUGAGUGUGAGAGCCACGUCUGUCCUGCUGACUGAGAACAUACACACAUACACAUACAUACACACACACACACACACACACACACACACACACACACACACACACACACACACACAUAUAUAUAAACACCCUGCAACCACUCAUUUACAACACCAUCACUGUAACCAUCUCACUUCUUGUAUCAUAAUUAAACACAAUAAAACAGUUAAUUUUUAUAAAACAACAUUUAAUCAAUAAACUCUGGUUUUUAUCUUCA
Molecule: messenger RNA, 8813 nt
Organism: Silurus meridionalis
Lineage: Eukaryota; Metazoa; Chordata; Actinopteri; Siluriformes; Siluridae
Gene: vwf
Product: von Willebrand factor
Biological process (GO): blood coagulation; cell-substrate adhesion
Cellular component (GO): extracellular matrix
Molecular function (GO): protein binding
Source: RefSeq, a predicted model, not a curated record